GGCGAGGGCGGGCCGUGUGACGUAGCGCUGUGGCUCUGAGGCUGUUUAUUGUUCCUUCCUCAGCACCGACCGAGAAAAACAGGCUAGCAGACAGCGAACAAGCUUUCCCCAACGGUUCACAGUCGGUUUAACGAAGGUGUAGCGGCCGAGACAGGUGACCACACCAAACAGGGGCCAUGGCGUAUGCGUACCUCUUCAAAUACAUCAUCAUCGGAGACACGGGUGUGGGGAAGUCAUGUCUAUUACUACAGUUCACAGACAAGAGGUUUCAGCCAGUUCACGACCUCACCAUAGGUGUGGAGUUCGGAGCAAGGAUGAUCACCAUAGAUGGCAAACAGAUCAAACUGCAGAUCUGGGAUACGGCCGGUCAGGAGUCGUUCCGGUCCAUCACCAGGUCUUACUACAGAGGAGCAGCUGGAGCACUGCUAGUCUAUGACAUCACAAGAAGGGACACCUUCAACCACUUGACGACCUGGUUAGAGGACGCGCGCCAACAUUCCAACUCCAACAUGGUCAUCAUGCUCAUCGGCAACAAGAGUGACCUGGAGUCGAGGAGAGAGGUGAAGAAGGAGGAGGGGGAGGCGUUUGCCAGAGAACAUGGCCUCAUAUUCAUGGAGACCUCAGCCAAGACUGCUUCUAAUGUAGAGGAGGCAUUCAUCAACACAGCCAAGGAGAUCUAUGAGAAGAUCCAGGAGGGUGUGUUUGAUAUCAACAACGAGGCUAAUGGUAUUAAGAUUGGACCCCAGCACCCUACCACCAACUCCACGCUGUCCGGUAGCCAGGGUGGACAACAGGCCGGAGGGGGCUGCUGCUGAAGCCCCAAAACACACCUCCUCCCUCAGCCCCAACCCUUCCUCCUCCUCCUCCUCCUCCUCCAUCCAUACUCCCCCUCUCCUCACCCAAGUCAUCCCUCCCCUGUGUUUCAACAGAACUGGUCAGGCUCACUAACAGUUUGUUAACCUCUGUCUCUCUCUCUUUCUCUCGCUCUCUCUCGCUCUCUCUCUCAUGUCCUCCCUAAGUCUCUCACCCAUACCCAGGGGUCUAGGGGCUGUGGCCCAUCAAGUGAACCAUACGUACUCCUCCUCCUAGAGGGACAAAGUCAGCUUAACCAAGGCUAAGGCUUGCCCACCAAAUUUCUGAAGGAUUCACAAUUCUUCUUUUCUUUUCCUUUUGUAAAAGUAAAAAGAUUUUAAUCUGUUAUUUUUAUUUGUUUAAAAAAGGAUCAAGAGUUGUGCCCUGCUAGAAUGCAAAGGGCGGGUGUUAAGAUGGUUAUAUCAACAACGUCGCCAUUUAGUGUCUUGCAUACAAAUGAACAUCAUACAUGAUAGUCUAUUUCAGUGCUUCAGAUGGUACAGGACUGUAUCCGUGGCGACGGGGAGCUGACUUUGUCCAGAUAGAUAGGAGGCGGCUGCACUUAACUGGCUUCAUGGGAAAGGAAGCACGUUCUGUGUUGUGCUUAUACACACACGGGUGUUUUUAAAGAAAGUGACGCUGCGUGUCGACACAGCAUGUUUCCUCACGCCGAGUCAUUUAUCAUCCUGUGUGUUUAUAGGGAUGAUGUGGUUGUGUUAGUCCCAGCAAGUCAGAUUUUUUCGGGUGCAGCAGGCAUUCAGAUCACUCAUGUCACUAUAUGUCAACCAACAAACCAACCUCUGUCCAGAAAACCAACUGUGCAUCAUGUUACUCUGUGCUUCUUUCUCCUGGAUCUUACUUUUUUUUUUUUUUUUUUGGUCAGUAAUGGUUGUUUUCUCUCUUUUUCUCUGCUUUGUGUCUUUUUUUUUUGUUGACUGGGAGAUGAUUUGUAUUUAAUGAACACUACAAACUGGUCAUGGUUUAAAACAUAAAAAAAAACAAACAAAAACAAAAAAAAACAAGAAGUGUUUUAAAUUGUCUGCGGAGUCUGAAUAAAAGACCAAACAGUUGAGUGUGAAAUCGGAUGGUUGUUGGAUUGGACAGAAACAACAGAAAAGAAAAUGAGGAGGAAAGGGAAACGCAGAGGGCAUGUUGAGAGCAGCCAUGGUGAAAUGAAGUUAAAGAAAAAAGAGGGAAAAAAAAUUAGUUUAAAAAUGGAAAUUGACUUUUUUUUUAAAAAAAACAACAACAACAAAAGAAUCUGUAUUUAUCUGGCGCAUUUCUGUGUAUAUAUGGCUCCUUAGGUUUCUAUUGCUGUUUGCUGUUUUGGGUGCUAGCUUGGCAUGUUGUGGUCUAGUUAUUUCUUCACCAGGCUGGAGGAAUACCUGGACUGGACCUUUUUAGAACGGCUCUUGAGCAUUUCUUGUAAUUCUCCUUUAAACCGAAAGGCACCAAGUUAUCCAGUUAGAUUGCGUUUCGCGUUGCCCUUCGAUUUAAACAAGAAAUAUGAACGAUAACCGGCUGUUUUUAUGGCAGUUGAAGGACUAACGCAGAGGCUUUGAAAGUCCCUGGUGAAGAACGGACUCUAAUUGAAAAUGUCAA
Myripristis murdjan (pinecone soldierfish) is the source of this 2454-nucleotide messenger RNA. It is a transcript of the gene rab2a, whose product is annotated as RAB2A, member RAS oncogene family. The record is from RefSeq and is a predicted model, not a curated record. Lineage: Eukaryota; Metazoa; Chordata; Actinopteri; Holocentriformes; Holocentridae. The coding region runs from base 177 to 815 and encodes 212 amino acids. The transcript has 8 exons. Gene Ontology annotation, molecular function: GTPase activity; GTP binding.